Messenger RNA from Bombus pyrosoma, 4182 nucleotides. RefSeq names its product thrombospondin type-1 domain-containing protein 4-like. Gene Ontology annotation, molecular function: metalloendopeptidase activity. Gene Ontology annotation, biological process: extracellular matrix organization. The transcript has 12 exons. Lineage: Eukaryota; Metazoa; Arthropoda; Insecta; Hymenoptera; Apidae. The record is from RefSeq and is a predicted model, not a curated record. Gene Ontology annotation, cellular component: extracellular matrix. The coding region runs from base 2020 to 3549 and encodes 509 amino acids.
UCCAGUUUCAUGUUAUGAAAAAUAUGUUUUGUAAAGAUUAGAAUGUGAAUAGGAUGGAGUAAAUCCUUGAAAAUGGAUAAAUUCUCAUAAAUGAAUAAAUUCUCUGUAUGAAUAUUAAUGACUUUUUAGAUGUUUUACUCGUUCAGGUGUAUAGGAAGUUUUUCUUUCUUGUUGUAAAAUGAUGCUCUUUCUAUUAACAAGUACUAGAACUUCUUCUUAAAAAACGUUACGAAUUUUUCGAACGACACAGUAUUUAUUUAUUUGCCAUUAAAUAAACUCUUUAAUAUAUAUGGUUAGUUAAUUGUGAAUGAGUAUUGACUGUAACAGUAGCUUAAAAGUAGUUUGGGGGUUAAAUAUUCAAUCACUCAAAAAUUAUACCAUAGAUCGUACGGCUUAGUUUCUGAACAGGAAAGUGUUAUAUCUUAAAGGUGACAUACAUACGUUUAAUAUAAAGCUUCACAGAAUUUCAAUACAAUUGGCAAUAUCAUUAAGCACCUUAUGCAAACAGUAGAUCCAACAUAAGCCUUCGUCGCUCAAGAGAUGUGAAUUUCAAGCGAAUCAACAUAGAAAAGCAGUCGUGGUCAAGAACAAUCCUUUAUGAGAAUGUUGUAAGAAUUUAAGUGAACCCAAGUUAAAUAACCUAAGUUAAAUAGUAUUCCAUAAGAAAAAAACAAAUGGUGAUCUUACGCAAAGUUUGUAAGACGGUUAACAAAUCUUCUAAAAAGGACUUCUUUUUCUGUAUUUAACUGUAUUUAGUACAAAUUAUAUUUUUGUUCUUUUUUUCUAAUCCUAUCCAUAAAUUAUUUGAAAAAUUUUUUUUUUGAAAAUCAACGUUGUUUGUUUCUAGUUUCCACGUAGUUAGCCCCUUGAACUACAUUCAACGUGAAUUAUAUAAAUUGAUUCGCUCGUAAAGUCGAUCAUAAACAUUUACAAGCUAUAAUUCUUACCUAAACGAUGCUAGUCAAGACUUCCACAAUAGAUCGAAUUGGUCGAUGUGUCAUAGAUUUUUAAAAAAGAUUACACAGGUUAUAUUAUUUCUAUUCGAGCAGUUGCUCUUUCGAUCUCAAAGAAACAGCUAUGUAGGUGUGAAAUAACGGGAAAUGAAUGGGACGUAUAAUAAUGUGAAUAAUUACGUAUUUAUUACGAAUCCUCGACGUUGCAAAUGCAACUCGAAACAGGUUCGAACGUUUUAUUGGUGAUAAAAGCUGCAAGUGUGGACAUUUCAUGGCAAAUAUCUAAUUACGGAUACAUAUCAUGAACUAGGCUUCAAAAUAAUGGAAAAGGAAAUCUAGGUUGAUAGAACAAGAUGUGGUUAUUAAGUAAGAAAAAUUUGUAAAAAUUGUCUAUUAAAUGAUUUCGAUAUUAUUCCAAUAAAUUUACAUUUAUAAUAUAAAACAAUGAUUUAAACAAAGUUUUUAUUAUAGUUCUUGUAAAGUAAAAUAUGUUACUCAUUCAGAUUAUGUAUCUCUUGCAUUUGAAAUGAAAGUGAAGUAAUUUGCAUUCACUGUUAUUAUCACGUUAAUGUUUCGUUUAAUCAAACCUGAAGAGAGUUGAAAGAGAUGCAGUGGAUAACUAACGUAUACGUCAUGUAGUAAAUGAUUCGUUUAUAUUUCUAAUGUCUCGUAUCGCAUACAUUGCGUCCAGCAUAUCUCACAUGCAAACGCCGUGAAUGACUCUCCGUUUCCGUUUCAUUACCCGAGUGACCACACAAUUUAAUUUCGAACGUGACAAUUCCGCGAAGUAAUUAUCAACGGGACCAACUGAAUGCUAAUGCCUUUCAACGCUUCAUCGCACUGAACGUGCCAUCCUGAUUUUUGCGAAAACAAGUUCGAUUUGUUUAGGAACCAUAAAUGUGCGGUCAAGUUGCAGGAUGGUAGCUAUUUGUUCAAUGGAAAUUACAGCAUCAGUUUGUCUGGUAAAUAUCAGGCAGCUGGAACUACUUUCGUUUAUUUUCGUCAAGGUUCUCAGAAUUUGGAAAGUUUCUCUGCCAUUGGACCAUUAGAAGAACCUAUUGAUGUUAUGGUUUUGUACCAAGAACCGAAUCCUGGGAUUGUAUAUCGAUACAUUAUCCCUGGAAGUGCACCAUCUCCAAACAUUCAUCUUGGGCAUAAACCAGUUUCUAACAAAGCUGGUGAACCCAUUUUAUCGGCGAUACCUCAUAGGAAAAUAGAUGUUGGUUCUACUAAUGAUGGAACGCAAGCAUAUCUUCCAAGACGAUACAAAAAAAGGAAAUUCUUUUGGAAAGCAAGCGGUUAUACCGAGUGUAGUAGAACUUGUGGUGGAGGUGUCCAAAUGUUGAGGUAUGUAUGUACAAGAGAACACACGCAGGCUCCAGUGCCUGACAAGAGAUGUCAUACGUUGGAAAAGCCACGAGAAACUCAAGUAAAAUGCAAUACUACACCUUGUCCUCCCAAAUGGAGAGCCGGUCCGUGGGGUGUUUGUUCGGUUACGUGCGGUAGCGGUAAUCGUCUGAGAGACGUGGAAUGCGUGCAAGAAAUAACGCCAUCACUAGUAAUGAGAAUAGCUGAUGGUGCCUGCACGGAGCCGAAUAUUCUUCCUACUACCGAGAUUUGCGAAAUGCCACAGUGUGAAUUCGAUACGAAAGCAGCGACGACAACUUUACCGCCACCACAAUGGAGCGUGGGCACAUGGUCGUCGUGCUCCACAACUUGUGGUCCAGGUAAAAGAACAAGAACUGCAACCUGCGUCACUCACGGACCUUCGUGUGAUCUCGAAGUGAAGCCUAUUACUCAAGAUGCUUGUGAUUUGGGACCUUGUUCCAUUAAAUCACCGCAAACAAACGCCAUUUCAACUAGACUUCAAAGUCCACAAUGGUUGUACAGUGAAUGGUCUGAUGGGUGCUCAGCCGAAUGUGGAGUCGGCUUGCAGACGAGGAAGAUCUUCUGUGAAAAAAGUCCAGAGGAAGGAUUUUGCGACCAAUCGACAAGACCAGAAACAUCAAGAACCUGUUCCAGCAACAGAACCUGUAGUGGACAAUGGUUUACGGGACCCUGGACCGCGUGUUCUACAGAAUGUGAUUCAGGCGAACAAGUUAGAGAAGUGGUGUGCAUAACGAUACUUCGUGGGUCGCUCCGCGUUGUUCUGGACAUGAACUGUCCCGCAAACAAACCGGAAACGAGAAGAUCCUGCAGCGGUCCACCUUGUACAUCCUCGUGGUUUAUAUCAGAUUGGACAGAAUGUUCUCGAUCGUGCGGAAAAGGCAUUCAAAAGAGAGAAGUAAGGUGUUUGAACAGAGAAGGUCAACCACCUGAGCAUCACGAGCUUCAUUGUAAGGAAAAGGAUCGUCCUAUAUUUCGACGAACCUGCAACGAUUAUCCUUGUAAGGACGACGUUCACAGAUCUGAAAAUCAACAUACAGUCCUGCAAGUUCAAAACGAUCCAGAAAUCUCAAAUGUUCUCGAGGAAAAUCCACUUUGCAAGGACAGUACGACAAAUUGCAACUUAGUGGCGCAAGCACGACUCUGCACUUACCAGUUUUAUCACCAACUGUGCUGUCAAUCGUGUUCCAAGAAGCAAGAAUUCGAAUGAGAUUUUUUCACCACUAACCAAAUGUAUUUUUAAUGCAAAUUUAACACUUCGAUGAAUGAUUACGCUCAGAAAUCGAAUCAUCGAAGGUAGCCUUAUGAUAUUAUAUGUGUUGCUGUAGAUUUACUUAUUCUUGCACUGCCUGAUGGAAUUUUUAAUGUCAAUUUUUAGGUAUAGAAAUAAUAGGUAUUCGUCCCUCUAAAGAAAACACACAAAAAUUGUUCCUUUAGAGAAUCUAUAAAGUUCAUAAACAUAUUGACGUAUUAAGCUUUUGUAACGAAUAAUAAAUUAUAACAUUUUCAAUAACGUUUUAUAAUGUUUAAAAAGUGAAUUAUUUAUCGAAUCACAUAGCUUUAAUUUUUAUUUUAUAGAGACGAUGGUAUUAAUGAAUAUAUAUUAUUAUUUAUAAUUAUUCUAUCUCUGUGAAAAUCGUCUGAUAGUAUAGAAAUUAUUCGAGGUUUCUAUUUAAUAUUUUGGAAAUUUAAUCGAAUUUUGAACGGCGAUGAAAAUUUAAAUCGUCAACGAGAAAUUAUAGACUGACCGUGUAAAUUGCAAUAACGUAACAUUGGCAUUUAAUUUGUAUUAUUUUUCAUAAUUCUCAUUUGCCACAAUAAAGUUUAUGCUUUCUACGUUUUC